AUGAGCUCCUCGAACAGUCGCAUGACUGGUUUGGAGACCCUACAACAAUUAGAAAAGUUGAACAACAACCCCGCAACCGAAAGCCACAGUUCUGGGAAUGAGUCUGAGACAGCAGACGAUGCUCAAGAACCGUCUAUUUUAAGCCUCAGGGGCUCUGACCGUAUCUUCCCCAUUCGAUCAACCGUCUGUGUCAACCCGAGUGCCAGUCAAGCUGAGCCAACAUCACUUCAUGACAGCAAGCCAGAGAGAGGGGUUGAUAUCAAGGGUGGGACCGCAGAGGUCCUCCGAGAGUCCCCUUCAGCUACGACCGAUAUCAACUCUUGUGAUAACUCCUCGCCCAGGGAUCUAAGCUCUUGCCCAGACCAUCAGCCCCGAGACCUCUCCGACGAGCCAUACCAAUAUAUAACAGCCCGACAUGAGCAUGUGGUGACAAAAGAUGGACAUGGUGUGACCGUUGGACAAGACAGACAAAUCCUGCAGCGCUGCGAAGAUGAACCAAUCCGAAUUCCGGGCGCAGUCCAGAGCUUUGGAGUGAUCGUUGCGUUACGAGAAGAGGCACCUGAUCAGCUAGUGGUGCGUGUGGUUAGCGAAAACUCAGAGCAUUUAAUGGGAUAUUCACCUCAGCAAUUGUUUGCGUUGCGCAGCUUCUCUGAUAUCUUGCCUGAAAAACAUGCCUCCACCUUUACAGAGCAUCUAGAUUAUGUACGGGAUGAUGGGCAUGAUAUGGAUGCCGAAGGGCCUGAGGUCUUUCUUCUACCGAUCCUCCCACCAUCUGGUGAUGCAUGUCGCUUCUGGUGCGCUGCUCACCUCAGUCAAGAGAAUAAAGACAUCAUCAUCUGCGAGUUUGAGCUCGAGGAGGAUCACGUCAAUCCGUUAAAUGUUGAAGACCAAUUAUUGGGACCCACAACCCCAGGUGCAACUCCGACAAGCGAAGCCCCCGCCAGCUUCCUAGGCGUCAAACCUACUCCAACUCAGUUCGCCACGAGUACAGUGAGCUCAAGCCAGUCAUUGAGAGCCCUUCGUCAUGCUCGCCGCCGGAAGGGCGAAGCCGCUGCAAUGCAAAUUUUCGAUACCAUAUCUCCCAUACAGAAGCAGCUGAGCCUGGCAGAUGAUUCGGAACAGUUACUUCAAAUCGCUGCAGGUCUAAUCAAGGAGUUGGUUGGUUUUCACCGUGUUUUGGUAUAUCAAUUUGAUGGUGAUUGGAACGGUCAAGUUGUGGCCGAGUUAGUGGAUCCUCAGGUAACGAUAGAUCUUUUCAAAGGUCUUCAUUUCCCUGCCUCUGAUAUACCACCGCAAGCCCGUGAGCUCUACAGGAUUAAUAGGGUUCGUCUACUCUAUGAUCGGGAUCAUCCAACCUCUCGACUAGUAUGUCGGUCCUUGGAAGAUCUCGAAACGCCCUUAGACAUGACCCACUCUUACUUGCGUGCCAUGUCACCAAUCCACACCCUUUAUCUGGCUAAUAUGGGAGUACGCUCAUCGAUGUCAAUUAGCAUCAAUGCAUUUGGCAAUCUUUGGGGCCUGGUCUCAUGCCAUUCGUAUGGCACCGCAGGCAUGCGUGUAUCUUUUCCGAUCCGCAAGCUGUGCCGCCUUGUGGGCGAUACAGUGGCGCGAAACAUUGAAAGAAUCGAUCAUGCGGCCAAGCUGCAGAUACAGAAGUUCGCGAAUGCUAUCCCGAAGGAGACAAAUACCGCAAAUUGCAUUGUUGCAUCCUCAGACGAUUUACUGCGGUUCUUAGGUGCCGACUGUGGCAUCCUCUCGAUUGGGAAGGAAGCAAAAGUUCUUGGGAGAAAUUUGAACGCAGAUGACUCCUCCCAAGAAAUGCUUGCGCUGCUUGAAUUUCUUCGCGCACGACAAGUGACAUCCUUGCUUGUAUCGCGAGAUUUCGCCAAGGACUUCCCUGAUUUCUGUUUUGCCCCUGGGACCAGGAAACUCUCUGGCGUGCUUUGCGUGCCGUUGUCUACGAGUGGGGAUCAUUUUAUGGUCUUCUUCCGUCGUGGUCAGCUCACUACCGUCACCUGGGCAGGUAACCCGCACGAGGCAGCGAAGCACAAACAGCUCGCCACUGGCGGCCAUCUGACACCACGGCAAAGCUUCAAAAAGUGGAGCGAAUCCCUUCUCUCCCAGUCCCGAGAGUGGUCAGCAAGCGAUCUUGCAACUGCUACUCUGCUUGGCACAGUGUAUAGCAAGUUCAUUCAAGUUUGGAACCAAAAGGAACUUAUGAAGCAAAAAUCUCGGUUUACGCGUCUGCUCGUAGCCAAUUCGGCUCACGAGAUUCGGACUCCGCUCAAUGCAAUCAUAAAUUACCUUGAACUUGCAUUGGAGAGUGGCCUGGAUGCAGAAACCCGCGAAGGCUUGGUCAAGUCACACUCCGCUUCUAAAUCUCUCAUCUAUGUCAUCAACGACCUUCUCGAUCUCACCACCACCGCGGAUGCUCAGACCAGUCAAAAACUUGUUAAAGAAGAGUCUUUCAACUUGCCGUCGAUCGUCCAGGAUGCCACAAACAUGCUAUCCGGGGAAGCCAAGCGCAAGGGUGUGGCCUUCUCCGUCUCAAUACAUCCUGGGCUUCCAGCCACUGCUAUGGGCGAUCAGCGUCGCGUGAGGCAAGUGUUUCUCAACUUGAUCUCGAACGCCAUAGAGAAUACAGAACAGGGCUACAUCAAAGUCGCAAUAUACCCUUCCAGCACGAAAAAUGCACUCGCGGAACAUGUUGCUGUAGAAAUGGCGGUUACAGACACUGGUUCGGGCAUUUCCAAAUUGAAGCGCGACAAGCUGUUCCAAGAGCUCGAGCAGGUGACUAUAGAUGACUACUACUCUGUAGAUGAAGCUGAAGGGAACUUCGCACACACAGUCGGGCAGAAGGAAGAUGUCCUGGGCCUUGGCCUUGCUUUUACAGCCCGAAUCGUCCACAACAUGCACGGUCAACUUUCUCUUAAAUCCGAAGAGGGCAAGGGCAGCCAGUUUAAGAUUUUACUUCAAUUUCGAUGUCCAGGAGAAUCAACGGCAUCUGCUUCUCUACGGAAUCUCUUGAACCAAGAUGCCAAGAGUUCGGAGCCUUCGAACACACCGGAUGCAAAGUCAUACACUUUGCUAAGUGCACCCCAUCAAAACGACGGAACAGUCAACUUGAUCAGCGUCAAGCCAAAUGAAUGUAGCGAUCCAGACCGAGCGGGCACCUCUUGGGAACAAGCGGGCCAUUCCCAGAACUCUUCACAACCUCCCCCAAAAGUCUCUGACAGCAGGAACACCCCAAUCUCACCGCGAUCUACCAGCCCGAAAUUCACCGAAGAUAACGUGGACCCUUUACAGAGGGAUGCAUCCGCCUCUGAACCCUCAUCUUAUCUGGAAGAUUCAGGGGAAAUGAUCACAGACACAAUUACGCCACUGAUUCCCCCAAAUACUGGCCCAUCUGAUUCCGCCCGAUCUAUGACUUCUGCCCGAUCAUCUGACCCUGACGCCAAGAUAUCAUCUCAAUCGCAAAGUGCACGGAGUGGCUCAUCUAUACCACGUCUAGCAUCAGAAACGACGGGCACAUCGCAAGAUUCGUCUCGUAUCAUCACGCCCGCCACGGAGCCCUCAAGCGUCUCCUCUGGUGGGAAUUUACGUGUUCUUGUUGCAGAAGACGACCCAAUCAAUAGCCAACUCGUUUUCAAACGUCUCGAAAAACUUGGUCAUACUGUCCUUCUGACCAGCAAUGGUGAAGCAUGUUUCAACGCCUUCUCUUUGAACACACAAGCGUACGAUGUCAUUUUGAUGGACAUACAGGUUGGUCCACCAAAUCCUGUUUUUACAUUCUUGCUAAUCAUACAAAUCUCCCAGAUGCCGGUUGUUGAUGGAUGGUCCUCGAUUAAAAUGAUACGUGGGCUAGAAGCCAAAACUUCUGGGUCCGAGUCCGAGGCGUCCGUUCAGCUCAGACACAUUCCAAUAUUUGCGGUCUCAGCGUCUAUCGUGCAAUCAGAUAAGGACAUUUACAUGAAUCACGGAUUCGAUGGAUGGAUCAUGAAGCCUAUCAAUUUCACAUGGCUUUCCGAACUCCUACGGGGCGUGACCAACCCCCAAAUCCGGCAGGAUUACAGAUCAAACCCAAGGGACUGGGAGGGCGGCGGGUGGUUCGACAACAAAGAAAUAUCUGUGGCGCUCUAG
Messenger RNA from Penicillium brevicompactum, 4140 nucleotides. RefSeq lists its product as uncharacterized. The coding region runs from base 1 to 4140 and encodes 1379 amino acids. NCBI's taxonomy places the organism in Eukaryota, Fungi, Ascomycota, Eurotiomycetes, Eurotiales, Aspergillaceae. Gene Ontology annotation, molecular function: protein binding; phosphorelay sensor kinase activity. The transcript has a single exon. Gene Ontology annotation, biological process: phosphorelay signal transduction system; detection of visible light; regulation of DNA-templated transcription. The record is from RefSeq and is a predicted model, not a curated record.